Molecule: messenger RNA, 2958 nt
Organism: Trematomus bernacchii (emerald rockcod)
Lineage: Eukaryota; Metazoa; Chordata; Actinopteri; Perciformes; Nototheniidae
Product: testican-2-like
Exons: 11
Coding region: 93-1349 (418 amino acids)
Molecular function (GO): calcium ion binding; protein binding
Source: RefSeq, a predicted model, not a curated record
UUGAAGCAGCGGCAGUGUUAUAUGUGGAUCCUUGGCAGGAGGACAGCAGCAGAAAGCAGGAGAUACAUCCCAUAGCAAACUGCCUGAACAACAUGGUGGUUUUAAGAAUCGUCCCUUGCCUGUGUCUGCUGGUGGGCUUCUCGCUCCAGGUGGACGAGAAAAGUGGGAAAGAAGCAGGAAAAGCCGGGAAUUUCAUGGAAGAUGAGCAAUGGCUGUCAACCAUCUCCCAGUACGGGCGAAAGAUCAAACACUGGAACCGCUUCAGAGACGAAGUCGAGGAUGAUUACAUCAAAAACAUGGAGGAGAACACGGGCUCUGAUGAAACCGUUGAUACCACCAAGGACCCAUGCCAGAAUGUGAAGUGCAGCCGCCAUAAGGUGUGCGUUGCCCAGGGUUACCAGAGGGCCAUGUGUGUGAAUCGCAAGAAAAUGGAGCAGAGAGUCAAACAGUCGGGCCAGCAGGAGGCUUCUGAAAGCAGCUGCAAGCCUUGUCCAGUUACUGCCUCCUCACCUGUAUGUGGCUCGGAUGGACACAACUACGCCUCUGAGUGUAAGUUGGAGCAGCAGGCCUGCCUCGCCGGCAAAGAGCUGAGCAUCAUGUGCUCUGGGUUCUGCCCCUGUGCCACUGCCUCCGUCACCCUCACCAAUAUCGACGCAAAACGUGCGAGCUGCACCGGCCAGGACCUGGCAGACCUGGGCGACCGCCUGAGAGACUGGUUCCAACUCCUGCAUGGAAACGCAAAGCAGAAUAACUCUGGCAAGCUCAGAGCUGGCACUGCUUCAGUGCUGGAUAAGAGCCUUGUGGCCAGUUGCAAGGACUCCAUUGGCUGGAUGUUCUCCAGGCUGGACACCAACAGCGACUUGUAUCUGGACCAGGCUGAGCUGGCCGCUAUUAACCUGGACAAAUACGAGGUCUGCAUCCGACCCUUCUUCAACUCCUGCGACAGCUACAAGGAUGGGAAGGUCUCUACGGCGGAGUGGUGCCUCUGCUUCUGGAGAGAAAAGCCGCCAUGCCUCGCAGAGCUGGAGAGGAUCCAAGUGCAGGAGGCGGCGAAGAAGAAGCCUGGGAUGUACAUUCCCAGCUGCGACGAGGACGGCUACUACAGGAAAGUGCAGUGUGACCAGAGCCGAGGGGAGUGCUGGUGUGUGGACCAGCAUGGUGGAGAGAUGAUGGGCACCAGAAUCCAUGGCAACCCAGACUGUGAUGAAGUGGCAGGAUAUUCUGGAGAUGUUGGAAGUGGAGUGGGAUGGGAGGAUGAAGAGGAGAAGGAGGUAGAUGACACCGGAGAGGAGGCGGAAGAGGAGGAAGAGGAGGAGGGCGAGGCUGACGACGGAGGAUACAUCUGGUAGAACUGUGUGACCCCACGCAGAGAGCCGAGUCACCGCCGCUGGCCUGAAACUCUGCAGGGACGGCUCUCUCCUCGCAGAUAAAGAUUUUGGGAUUGGACGAGGGGAGGCAUGGAGUUGUGUUUCAUCCCGGUGGGAUAUGUGGUGCUCGGCAGGUCCAGGGAUGAGACGAUGACCAGUUGUUGUCUUAGAUAUGUGUAAUUGCUUCAUUCUCUUGUCUCUGUUUUUUUGAGCAACAGAGCAUUUUGUGUUGCCGUCCUUCAAAGCAGGACCCACUGACUCCUGCACCAUAGGUAGCUAAAGCCCAUCAGAAAUCCUCUCUGUCCGACCGCCAUCUAUGCAUAGAGAUUACCAGUCAUUUUGUAAUGUGUGAACAAUUGCUUGGUUAUUAGAGCUGCCGUCCCACUAGAACAACUAGAGAUCAGACUUUAAAGGAUAAGACUGACAUUUUGGGGGAAUGCUUGUUUGCUUUCUUGUCGAGAGUUUUAGGAAAAGCUUCUUGCCUCGCUAGCCUUCUGUAUUUGAAGUUAAAGCAAUGAGAUGCCAAGAUUAGCUUAGCAUAAAGACUGGGAAUAGAGGGAAACGGUUACCUCAUUUUAACAAACAAAACAGACCAGCCAGAACUUCUAAAGCCCACUAAUCUUAUAUCUCAGUGGUUUAUUUCAUACAAUAACUACAUUGUGAAUAUACAAAUGUAUAUUGUUUUUACAGUUUAUGUACAGAUGAAACAAACCAGAUGAAUCAAAGUUAAUAAUGGAGAUUAAGAUUAAGCAAGCACAUUUGAUUACCUUAAAACAGAGCCAGGUUAUCGCUUUCUCCUCGGUUCAGUCUUUUGUGGAUCAAACGUCACUGUUGUGUUCAUUUGUUUCGGCUGCCCUUAAGAGGCCAAUCAUUAUUGCAGCUGGUGUUUCCUGGUUGUGGAUGAGUGUCCAGACAGAGUUGUAUUGAUCUUUUCAUCUCUCUCUAAAUAGAUCGUAUAAAAGCGUAUUUCCCAAAAUGUCAAACUAUUCCGUAAAAGCCGUUUAAUGCAAUGUGAUGUAUGUCAAGGCUGAUUCUGUAUAUUAGUCCAUUGGAAAUGAUCUGUGAAGCGAGCUUAGAGGGUUUACGGUUACUAUGGUUUCCAUUUAUGAUAAAGAUGCUCCAUAGCUCAUAGCAGUUUUUAAAACGUACAUGCUUUAGGAAUUAAGUGGAUACACUCACCUACACAGGACCUACAUUUCAAGUUGGUUUACUUUGAUUGAGAACCUGUAGAAUGUACUUAAAUGGCCCAAACUGCACCUACAAUAGAAACCACUAGUCGCUGAAGUCAUGUCAAAGAAUGUGCCACAACUAUGUUUAUUAUGAUUUUGCAACUUGACAAAACUGUAUUUUGUGUUUAUAUAUAUAUAUAUAUAAUUAUAUAAAAAAAUGUGUGCAUUACUUGAAGUUAUGUGUGUAUACUUGAAUUCACAUUGUACUUUUUUUCUAUGAGAAUAUUGUUGCCAUGUCUUCAUUCAUGCUAUUGAUAGACCAGACAUUUGGUUGUUUUUAGUAUUGCAUGUUAGUAAAUAAGAAUGUACUUCUAGGCUGAGCACUUUACUAAUAAAGGCACUGGAGCCAAAAUGUAUGUUGA